AUGUUUGCGGAAAAAUGGGAAGUGUUGCUGUCUGCUGAGCAGGAUUGGGAAGAAACUAUGGGUUUUGACAGUCCAGCAAGAGGUCGUGGAGGAGGUCGAGGAGGCUUCAGCAGUGGAGAUUCUUGGAAGCAAGGAGGUUUCAAGCCAAGAGGAGGUUCACCUGGAGGUGGAUUCAGAGGUCGCGGAGGUGGAGGUGGUCGAGGAUUCAACUCACCGGACAACAGGAGAGGUGGAGGCGGCGAUCGUGGCCGAGGUUUUUCUGGUAACAGAGGUGGCGCUGUAUCUCAGAAUUACCGAGGGCGAGGAGGUUUCAGUCCGCGUGGUGGCCGUGGUAAUUUCAGUCCUCGUGAAGGUUUCAGUCCACGUGGUGGUCGUGGUAAUUUCACUCCUCGUGAAGGUGGCAGUCCACACGGAGGCCGAGGCAGUUUUACUCCUCGUGGAAAUCAAAGGGGUUUCACACCGAGAGGUGGUCGAGGCUCGUCAGAUUUCCGAGGAGCAGGAAGAGGUGCGCGCGGAUCGUUCAGCGAGAAGAGGAAGGUCUUUGAAAACGAUGAAGAAGAUGAUAUUAACAUAAACAGCCACAAAGUGAAGAAGGCAAAAUCUACAUCAAAUACUCCUGUGCAUGCCAAGCCCACACCGAAACGGGCGAAACAUGAGGAGUCAGAUGAUGAUGAUGAUGAAGAUGAAGAGAUGGUAGCUCCCGUCAACGACAAGAAGAAAUUUAAGGGGAAAUCCACACAGGAAGAGGAAGAUGAAGAGAGCGAUGAGGAUGAGGAGCAAGUUGAACCUAUCAUGAGUACGCCUGCCGUAAAGCAAAAACAAGCAGAGGAUAGGAAGAGCGCUUUGAAAAGUGGAAAAUCGACGGAUGUUAAGAAGAAGGUCGAUGUUUCUGCUGCGCCGACUCCUGUCACCUCCUCCAAAAAAGUACCCGUGACUCCUCAUCCUCAAAAGAAAGGAGCACUCGAAGUUACUCCAAAAUCUCUGCCCAAGAAAUCCGAUGGAUUAGAAGCUCCAGCUAAGAAAGUCACUGAAAAGAAAGUUCCGGUUUUAUCCAAGGAGCAAGCACCUCAACAAGGUGUUAAGAGAAAGGCCGUUGCUAAUGACUUGCCCUCAAAGCACAUAAAGCUGGAUCAAAGUACUAUCGUAGACGAAGAAAACAAGCGACGUCAAGAACGCGACGAGCGAUCUUUGUUCAUAAAGGGCUUCCCUAAAAAUACCAAAACUAAGGAGCUGGAGGAAUUACAUGCUGAUAUCGAAACUGUCCGUCACAGGCGAGGAUCGUCAUUCGCUUGGAUAGUGUUCAGGAAUGAAGCCGCUUGCGAAAAGGCUCACGGAACGUUAUCCAAAGCAAAGGUCGGUGGUAGAAAUGUGAUAGUCGACUUCUGCGGAUCAAAGUCAUCGAAAUCCCCAGCUACCCCAAAAGCAAAGGUCGGUGGUAGAAAUGUGAUAGUCGACUUCUGCGGAUCAAAGUCAUCGAAAUCCCCAGCUACCCCAAAAGAGUCAGUGCCGUUGAAUCCUCUGGAGCUAUACAUUAACGGUUUACCAGCGAAUGUCACCAAGGAAGAUAUCAGGAAUGUCUUCCGAGCUGCUGUCUCCAUAAACAUUCCCAAAGGCCGACCUCACGAUUUAAGGCGUGCAUUUAUAUUGUUCUCUACUGAGGAGGAUGCCAAGUUGGCUUUUGACAAGAGUAAAGGUCUGAAACUCGCUGGACGGUCUGUUGAAGUGUUUUUUGCCCGAAUGCGCAAAGAAGUUCUACCUAAUGCAACGGUAAAACCUUCAAAGGGUGCAACUUCGCAAAAUGCGAGUGCAGCUUCGGUAAAGAAGCCAACAGCGGUGCCCAAAGUAGACGAGAGUGAUGACAGUGACGAAGAGGAGGUGGAAUCAAGUGAUGAAGGAAUAGAAGAAGUUGUUGGAUCCUCCAGCGAAGAAGGCCACGCCUGGAAAGGUCUGUUUGCCUCCGGUCUGUAA
Molecule: messenger RNA, 1968 nt
Organism: Ostertagia ostertagi
Lineage: Eukaryota; Metazoa; Nematoda; Chromadorea; Rhabditida; Trichostrongylidae
Source: the annotation of a GenBank genome assembly